UCCCACCUCGAGGAGGAGGGCUCACUGUCAAGCGGGCCUCUGCAGACUUGUGAAAAGAGGCGGCCCGAGCGCCUCGGCCCAGCAGUUUCCCCGUCCAGCUCUACCAGGCCAGCCGGCGCCCGGUCCCUGAGAGAGCGUGUGAGGACCCCGCAGGAGCGCGAGCGACGACGGGGGUCACCGAGGCCUUCUGUCCUCGCGUCGUCAAGAGGAUCUCCACAGAGUUUUUUUUUUUUUUUUUUUUCAAGUGCGAUCAUGGACCAGCCGGGCAGCAGUUGCAUGAGGAGCGCCCACCCCAGCACCCCCAUCUGGGGGUGCAUGAGAAACCCUCACUCGGGCGUCCCGGGCGCCAACCUUCAGUCGCCCUAUCAGCAGGCCCCUUUCUCCCUGCACCAGAAGCCCGAGUUCCUGGCCUACACGGAUUUCUCCGGCUCCUGCCUGGUGCCCCACGCCGCCGCGUACCCGCGCGACGACAGACUCUACCCGGACAGCCAGGGUGGCUACCAGAGACCCGACUGGCACUUCAACCCUUGCGAGACCCGGGGUCGGGCCCCCGAGGCCUGCCCGCCCGUGGUCGCCCCCGCCGCCGUGGGGGAGGGCGCGGGUGGCAGGCCCGAGCUGGACGCUGCUGGGGCCGAGAGGCUGCCGGGCGCCUUGCCCGGGUGCCCCGAGGGGGAAUACUCGCCACAGAGCGUGGCGUCGGCCGACUCAGACAAGAAGAGCGGUGGCAAGCGGAAGAGAGAUGUCGCAGACGCGCCGGAGUCGGUCUGCAAGGGCGACGCCAACUGCAAAGCCCGGAAGGAGCGCACGGCCUUCACCAAGGAGCAGUUGAGGGAGCUGGAGGCCGAGUUCACUCACCACAACUACCUGACCAGGCUGCGCCGUUACGAGAUCGCCGUCAACCUGGACCUCACGGAGAGACAGGUGAAAGUCUGGUUCCAGAACCGGCGGAUGAAGUGGAAGCGCGUGAAAGGCGGACAGUCGUCGUCGCCGAACGACCCGGAGAACGACGACAUGGACUCGGCCGCCUCGCCCACCUCCGACUGAGAAAGCGGGAGAAAGGGGAAGGCGGGAACUGGACCCGGGACGCCGGUCGAGUUCUCGCCUCUCUGCAAAGGAAUCCGACAAUUCCAAAGACUUUUUUUUUUUCAAAAAAACAAAAAAAAUUGUGUUCCCAGGGAAAAGAAGACAGCCUAGUGUGUACUUUUCCAAUGUACAUAUUUGAUUUAUGUCCACUCUGAUGUGUGUUUUGUUUGCGAUUCAUCCAUCUUGAGUAUUGUGAGAGGCCUCCUGGACGUCCAAACCGUGUCAUCGCCGUUUGUGUCACGUGACUGCAACCAGCUGCUGAGACUCACUUUACUUAUAUAUAUAUAUAUAUAAUGUGCAUA
Syngnathoides biaculeatus (alligator pipefish) is the source of this 1385-nucleotide messenger RNA. It is a transcript of the gene meox1, whose product is annotated as mesenchyme homeobox 1. Gene Ontology annotation, biological process: positive regulation of transcription by RNA polymerase II. Bases 253 to 1044 code for a protein of 263 amino acids. Gene Ontology annotation, molecular function: DNA-binding transcription factor activity, RNA polymerase II-specific; RNA polymerase II cis-regulatory region sequence-specific DNA binding. The record is from RefSeq and is a predicted model, not a curated record. Gene Ontology annotation, cellular component: nucleus. The transcript is spliced from 3 exons. NCBI's taxonomy places the organism in Eukaryota, Metazoa, Chordata, Actinopteri, Syngnathiformes, Syngnathidae.